Molecule: messenger RNA, 3762 nt
Organism: Malania oleifera
Lineage: Eukaryota; Viridiplantae; Streptophyta; Magnoliopsida; Santalales; Ximeniaceae
Product: PWWP domain-containing protein 3-like
Exons: 2
Coding region: 308-3511 (1067 amino acids)
Source: RefSeq, a predicted model, not a curated record
CAUGAAAGCCCUUUUGAAAUAAAUUUACCAUUCCCAUAUCUCGCGCAGCCAAACACGCGAUUUUAAUUCCAAUUCCCAAUUCGCAAAUCCCAAUUGGUAUCUCUCGUCUUCCAGUUCCAGAAAACAAAUCUCUCUCUCUCGCUCUCUCUCUCUCUCUAGUGGUGAGUAGUAGAAUUCUGGAAAAUGGGAAGGGGGGAAGCUGAAGAAGCAUAAGCUGGAAAGCUCUGUUUUGUUCUUUAGCUGUGAAAUCCGGGGGUGUUGAUUUCCUCGAGGAAGGGAAAGAAAAUCUGGAUAGGGGUUUCCGAAAAUGGAAACAGUUGACGGUAAGCUAGAAACCCCAGUAGACGGAAAAACCCUAGAUGACUCGUCUUCUGCAACUGAACCGGUCAAGACCCGAGAGACCCCGCAAGGUCAAAAAGCCCUAAAAGCAGCUUCUGCAGCUACUGGUUUGGCUGGUCCGAGCCUUGCAGGAAUCCACGGUAAUGGUGUAAAUGUUUCGGUUGGUAAAGAGGGGUUUUUGGGUGGUACUGAGGCGACGGAUGAUUCUUGUGGUAAGUGGGAAAAUAAAAAGGAAGAUGGAUUAGGAUUAGGGUUAGGGUUAGGUGAUCCUUGUUCUUUGAAAAAGCAAGAAAAUGGGUUGGGCUAUUUAUUGGGAGCUAAGAAGGAAGAAAAUGGUAUUGAAAAGAAAACUGUGGGUCAUCGUUGUACGUUGAAAAAUGAAGUGAAAGAUGCUGGCAAUUUGGGGAAGAGAAGUGGGUGUGAAGAUGGUAGUGGUCGUGAAAAUGGUAAGGGAAGCUUGCUGGAAAAUGGGGAAGACCAAGGUGGAGAAGUUACGGAGAUGCCUAUUUCCCUGCCUGAGAUGAAUGACGAGAAGUAUUUGAAGGGUGAUGUGGAUGAUGAAAGUCAUCAUUUUUCUGUUGGUGACCUUGUAUGGGGCAAGAUUAGGAGUCAUCCAUGGUGGCCUGGACAGAUUUAUAAUCCUUCAGAUGCAUCAGAGCAUGCUGCGAAGUACAAGCAGAGGGAUCGCCUUCUUGUGGCGUAUUUUGGAGAUGGUUCCUUUGCAUGGUGCUACCCAUCUCAGUUGGAACCUUUUGAGGAGAAGUUUGAAUCAAUGUCACAGCAAAGCAACUCCAAGAGCUUUGUCGAUGCUGUACAGGAGGCUGUGGGUUUUAUUAGUAGACUUGUGGAGUUGAAAAUGACUUGCUUUUGUAUGCCCAAAGAACAUCUGUUAAGCCUUGAUAGAUCAUUAGCUGUUAAUGCUGGAAUCAGGAAAGGAGCUUCUGUGCCCCGGGAUGGAACUGGUAGACUUUCAGUUGCUCAGCAUGAACCUGCAGUACUGCUUGCGAAUCUGAGAAAUAUGGCACAAAGUGUCUCUGCAAGCAGUAUGCUUGAGCUUGCAGUGUUAAAAAGUUGGCUUUCAGCUUUUUAUUGUGCGAAAGGGGGCUACCAAUUGCCCGUGUAUCAUGAACCACAAUUAAUUGUUGACCCCGAGUACAACAAUAAGAAUGCUUCAAUGGACAUCUGUGGCUUUAUGGAAGUUCCAAUUCAAGGUCCAAGUGAAGAACAGUGGCUUUCUGUACCAGUAGGUCCGGGAUAUGGCCAAACCAGUCAAUCCCUGCUGCAAAAAUGUUUAGAGAUUUCAGAGGAUAAGCUGAAUCAAAGAAGGAAGCAGAAAAGCAUGGCUGAACUUAUGGGAGGGGACAUGGAUGUUGAACCUGAGAAUAAUGGGCUGGACACAGCAAAGGAAGGAACUCACUUGGGCAAAGUGGCAUCAGCAUCUGGAAAGAAAAAGAGAAAGGAGGGUGGCGAAGCUGGAAGCCCUAGCAUUAAUAAAUUGACCUCUCCAUUGGAAAUGAGGAAGAGGGCCAAAUUUUCAGGAUUUUCUACGACUGCUGAUGGAAAAAGUUCUAAAAGUAAGGGCAAAGAAGAAUCCAAGAAUGGCCUUGUGUUAAGUGGAAGGAAGAAGAAAAGUUCCAGUACUGAAGUUGACAGUGAUAUGGGCAUAGAGGGAACUGAAAAUUCUAAAAGUAAGGGCAACAAAGAAGUAAAAGAGGGCAUUGUCUUUAGUGCAAGGAAGAAGAAGAAAGGUUCCAGUGCCGCAGAUGAUGGUGAUAAGGACAUGGAAGGAACUGAAAGAGGCAAUGAGACAGCGCAAAGGCGAAGGAACAAAGUUUCCAGCCUUGAAAAUGAUGGUAGUGAGGCCAAAGAAGAAAUCAAAAAGGGCUCUCUGUCGAGGGAAAGGAAAAGAAGCAAGUAUUUAUCCCCUCCAUACACAACCAAUCUAAUUCAGAGGCAAAUGCAGUCGAACACCAAGAGAGACUCAGGAACAAAAUUCCUAAAAGUUUCUAAUGUUGCUCAUAUAGGAGAGCAAAUGAAAAGGGCUGCUGGCCAGCUUAUUGGGUCCCCCCCAAUUUUAAAGUGCAGCGGGGAGACAUUUCAGAGGAAGCUCUCCAAAGAACUUGGUGUUGAUUGUGACACAAGGGAUGGUGCAAGUCCUGAAGCACUGAAGGAGGAAAACAUGAUCAUUGACUUGAAGGAAAGUAGGGCAUCCCCAAAUGAAGUACUAUAUGAACUCCGGUCUGUAGCUGGCAAUUUUCAAUAUUCAAAAGGAAACAAAUCUCUUGAUAUGAUCAGGAAAUUCUUCUCCGUGUUCAGAAGCUCAAUCUAUCGGGAAGGAUCUAACUAUGAAGCGUACAACAAAAGUCGACCUGGUAGAAAGAGGAAGUCUUUAGACUCAGAGCCUGGGUCGAUACUAAAAAGCCUGAAGCAGAUUCACGACAAUUCGUCUAGGCCAAAAACCCGGCAAUCUAGGAUUAAAAAUAAUGAAGAAAGGUCGGUAGGAAAAGACAUGAAUGAAUCUCAUGAUCCUUCACAAGAAGGAAAAGUAAGGCGGCCCAGGGUUAAAAAGAACAAAGCAGCAAAGCUGGAUGUUUCUAAAGUCAAGCAAGCUCCCUUGGCUUCAGCUGGGAAGAUGAAUGAUAAUAAAACUGAUGGAAAAGCUUCAUCUGCAGUCCUUUUUGUGUCAUUUCCCCCAACAGUGUCUUUGCCGUCAAAGGAUGAUCUUAUCACAAUAUAUAGCAAAUUCGGGGCUCUCAACGAGAUGGAAACAGACAUACUCUAUAAUUCUUUCUGUGGUCGAGUUGUCUUUGUAAGGACAGUGGAUGCGGAAGAAGCCUUCAACAAUUCAGUGAAGAGCAGUCCCUUUGGAACCACAAAAGUCAAUUUUCGGCUCCGGUAUCCCUCAGUUUCUUCUGGGACUAAUGAAGAUGGUGAAAAUCUGCAUAUAAUUGCUUCAUGUCUGCCCGAUGAAACCCCUCCAGAUCCAUCUGCUACCCAGUCUGCUAAUGAAGCCUCAGAACUUGAUUUCAUUAAGCAGAAACUUGAGAUGAUGACAUUGAUGCUGGAAAAGUCUGACGGUCAAAUAUCGCAGGAGAUGAAGUCUAGUUUAGAAGGUGAGAUGAAAGGUCUCUUGAAGAAGGUAAGCACAAUGGUCAAAUCUUCAUCAUCUUAGAUGAAGACAGUAUAAGAGUUUUAGGGUGACGAGGAACAUUUUGUUUUGAUGAUACUCUUUGAUCCUUGUUGGGGUGGGAGGGGUAUAUCUUCCUUCCUCUUUUUGUGUUUGCAUGUGUAUGAAUGUAGGGAGAGCUGUACUUCCAUGUUUUAGCAUCAGUACUCUAUUUAUCAGUCUAUUUGGUACACAGUUUGGUCCUCAUGUAGCAGCUGUAAUUUGCAUAUGCAUUUUCAAUAUAGAGUUUGUCAACA